This is a messenger RNA of Babesia bigemina, 672 nucleotides long. Its product is annotated as ribosomal protein L19-like protein, putative. NCBI's taxonomy places the organism in Eukaryota, Apicomplexa, Aconoidasida, Piroplasmida, Babesiidae. The transcript has 7 exons. Gene Ontology annotation, molecular function: structural constituent of ribosome. The coding region runs from base 1 to 672 and encodes 223 amino acids. The record is from RefSeq and is a predicted model, not a curated record. Gene Ontology annotation, biological process: translation. Gene Ontology annotation, cellular component: mitochondrial large ribosomal subunit; ribosome.
AUGCCGUCUAUAAACCUGGGUGAUCUCGUCGAAGUCAAGUACGAGCUAUCUCGAACGCAGCAGACCUUUGCAACCUUCCAGGGGUACUGCGUUGACAUAAGACGACGGGGACUCAACUCGUCAUUUACUUUGAAAAACGCAUUCGACGGAGUCGGAGUCACCCAAAUGGUGCCUUACUACUCCCCUCGGCUCAUGAAUGUCAAGGUCAUGAAAAGCGUGUCUAAGGCUGCAACUGCGGCAAACAGGGCUGCAAGAAUCCAAAAACCCAUAACUAGGGACUACAGAUACAGGUUCCACCUCAACGUCAGACAUAGGUUCUCCAGACGCAGAGGGGUGCAUAAACCGGGCAUCCGAAACUUCGAAAUCCGGCUCAAAAACAGAAUCGCAAGGCUCAAAAACAGCUACUACCAGAUGAGGUUCGAGGCGGGGCUGCCCUCUUAUGUCUGGGGAGGAGCUUACAACAUAAACACGACAAGCAGAGCAAGGCUGGUUCGUGCGGAGACGAACAGACGCAUGCGCAUAUAUAGCAUGGACGAGCAGCGCCUCAGGAGCGAAAAGCUGCACAAGAGACGCGAAAGGUCGAAGUGGGGAGUGUACAGGCUGCCUGGAUUGAGGUACCUGAAAUUGCUGGACACCCAGAAGCAAAACUCGCUGACAGAAAACAAAAAUUAA